Molecule: messenger RNA, 441 nt
Organism: Verticillium dahliae VdLs.17
Lineage: Eukaryota; Fungi; Ascomycota; Sordariomycetes; Glomerellales; Plectosphaerellaceae
Exons: 1
Coding region: 1-441 (146 amino acids)
Source: RefSeq, a predicted model, not a curated record
AUGCCCAACACAAACAUGCCCACCCAGCGCCCCUUCUUCCUCUCCACCUUCUUCGCCUCCUUCCGCCAGGCACCCAACACAUCAUCCCUCGCCCAGCAACCGAACAAGCACACAACCCAGUCGGCCUCGUCCUCCUCAGCAGCCGCCUAUGCCCAGCAGCAGUCGGCCUCGUCCGCGUCCUCGAACCCGCGCGCCAUCGCCCCCCCCUCGGCGACCGGCAGCGUCGUCAACCAGCUGCCGCUGCACUCACCGCGCGGCGCCGCGCGUCGCGCAUGGCGUGCCCAUCCCCGCGUCGUCUCCCGGUCGAGGGCGCGGCAGCGACAGCUCGAGCGAGGGGUUCAGGGACGUGCUCGGCGCGGAAAAGUGGUAUGUCGGCGGGCGGACGGCAGGCGGCGAGGAGAGGUUCUUCAAGAUGGGCGUCGUGAGGCGGGUGAGGAGUAA